AUGAACAAUAAUACCUGUGAUUAUCAUCCUGAACAAAGAAUUACAAUUAUGUGUUUAUUUAAUUCAUGUUCAGAGGAUCGACUUGGUUGUUAGAAAUGUCUUCUCUCCUUACAUAAAUCGCAUAUAAAAAGUUGUGUGUUGAUUUCAGAAAUCUAAAAGAAAUAAAAUUGUGUAGAAAUGUUUGCAAAUACUCAAAAUGAAUAAUAAAUUAUCAAAUUUUCUGAGGAUGAAUUAGUACAUAAAGAAAAACUCAAUAUGAUUUCAAAUCAAUUACAAUAAUCAUUAAAAAGUUCUUUUUAAUAUAUAUCAAACCUUUAGGCUAUUUAAAGUAAAUCAAAUUGAAGUUAUUGGAAUAGGAAUCAAAACAAAAAACUAUUCAAAUGAAACAUAAUAAAGAAAUCUUAAAUUCAUACUUCAAUUCCUAUGAAUUUGAAAAGUUAAAAGAGUAAUUAGGAAAAUUUAAUAGGGGAGAAUCAAGUGAAGAAUAGGUAUGAAAAUAAUGUGAAAUUAGAUAAAUGAUUUCAUAUCUCAGAUAAUUAAGGAUAGAUAAAACUUACAGAAUGUUUGCUAAAAUUAAUCAACAUAAGGAUCAAAAUAAGAUGGAUUACCUCAGGAAUUUAAAGAUAUGGUAGUAAGUGAAAUUUGCAAUUCAUUAGAGUCGAUAAAAAACUUCAUGAGAAAAGAUGAUUGUAAUAAUAAGAUUAUCUAUAUCUUUUAGCCAUCUUUUUCUAUAAAUCAUUGCUUUCUUAGGAAGAAGAUGCUAAUAUUUAGGAGAUCAUAAAAGGAAAAUAGUUUAUAUUUAAUGAUCAAGAUGAAGUAUAAUUGAUUUAUGGAUCAUGCACACUUUCUAAGGGAAUCUAUGAAUUUUAAAUAGCAAUCGAAUACAUAUAAAAUGAAUAAUCGAAACAAGAAGAAUAAUAAGAAGGAUUGGCAUCAAUAGUGAAUAAUUCUCCUUAAUUGUAUAAUCCAUACUCUUAACAUACCAUUGGUGGUCAUAUUAGCAAUUCUGGAAUAUUUUAAUAAUAAGAAUAUCAACAUCUACAUAGAGUUUACAUAGGAGUUGUAGAAGAUUUGGUUAAAGAUCAAAUGGCCACAUAUUCAAUAAUGUAUCAAACACAAUAAUGUUGUGCUGUUGAUAUUGUGAGAGGAGCAGCUAUUGGAUCUUUUCAUAUGAAGCAAUAAUUGGGAGAGAAAAUAGAACCAAUUUAAACUUUGUUUCAUAAAAAUAUGAAGAAGGGAUUAGUGUUGGCUUUUAAGAUUAAUUUAGAUGAAAAGUAUUAUUGAUAAUUAGAAUAUUAGUAAAUUGAUAUUGACAGAUAGUGAAAAUAAAACUAGAUAUGAAGGAUAAUUAUAUAAUAUGACAGGAGAUAACAUUAAACCUUAUAUCUUGAUUUACAAGAGUAAUGUUAAAGUAACGAUAAAUUGAGUUUUAAAUUAUUUUUAUUUAAUUGAACAU
Molecule: messenger RNA, 1456 nt
Organism: Paramecium sonneborni
Lineage: Eukaryota; Ciliophora; Oligohymenophorea; Peniculida; Parameciidae
Source: the annotation of a GenBank genome assembly